This is a messenger RNA of Hymenoscyphus albidus, 4127 nucleotides long. The record is from the annotation of a GenBank genome assembly. Lineage: Eukaryota; Fungi; Ascomycota; Leotiomycetes; Helotiales; Helotiaceae.
CCCCACCAUCCCAGCCCAGCCUUACAGUACCAGACUUUCAAUGUCCACGGUCGGAGUGCACACCACGAUGGCAGACUCUCUCAUAGAGGCCCUUGAGAAAGUAAACAUUGAGGCCAGUAAUGCUGAUGGGACAGCAGACGACUGGAUUGACAGCAUUCUCGACUCUCAGCGGCCACGCAAACGGGUAAAGCAAGACCAAAAUGAGCUCAAGCGCUCUCUAGAAGAGAAAUACCUGACCCCAUCGGCAUCAUUCUCCACAGAAUGUCUCAACAAACUUCAGCAGUGAGUAUUUAUUUUAGCUAGAAGGUCUAUAGAGCUAAUAAUGUCUUUCCCAGACGAUGGGAGGAGCCUACAGACUUUACAACCCUCUUUAAAAUUGCGCCCACCCAGACACGAACUAUCACCCGAUUUACUCGCGAAGGGCUCGAAGGACGUGUCACCGGCUACAAGGAGGUUACAGUUCCUGCCAAUAGUGCCACUGCGAAAAACUCUACAUCUUUCCUACGAAAGCCCGCAAAUAAGGCGGACAUGGUGCGGGGGGCGGCUGGAUUCUUUCCUUUUGCCCCCGGCGGACUUGAAAGCGUGGAAGCUGCGGUGGCUUUAGAUGAACAAGCCAUGAGAGCAGAGGGUUCCAUCGACAAUAAUGCUGGAAAGAGCAAGCUAGAGAGAGUGAUCAAUUUCAGUGGCGAAGGUGGACUCUUGAGCGUUCCACCAGGAUUCAGUCGGGGUCUGGAUUUCAGUAACGCAAAGAAGAAUGAAGCAGAUGUCAAAGAAGCAGAGGAGAUUGAGAAUGUGCUUGAGGAAGAACCAGAUGAAAAAUUGCCCCAGGACGCGAAUGCGAAUGGAGCAACAACUGGUUCUGAUGAUUCUGAUGAUAUCUCGGAAUCUGAGGAAGACGACAUCGAUUCUCUAUUGCCGGUCGAAUUUCCAGCCCUGGAACCCCACGGUGUUUUGGUGGCCUCGAGUGCUAAACGGGGAGGAAAACAAUGGGCACAUAUGGUGGACAUCAAGCGUGGAAUUGACAAUUUCCAUGAACUUGUACCAGACAUGGCAAGAGAAUGGCCUUUUGAGCUUGAUACUUUCCAAAAAGAAGCCGUUUAUCAUUUGGAAAAUGGUGAUUCAGUCUUCGUAGCCGCGCACACUUCCGCCGGAAAGACUGUCGUUGCAGAGUACGCCAUAGCUUUAGCAGCAAAGCAUAUGACCAAGGCCAUUUACACAUCACCUAUCAAAGCUUUGAGUAAUCAAAAGUUUCGGGACUUCCGACAGGUUUUCGACGAAGUUGGAAUUCUGACUGGAGAUGUUCAAAUUUCUCCGGAAGCAAGUUGCCUGAUUAUGACGACAGAGAUUUUACGAAGUAUGCUUUACAGAGGAGCUGAUAUAAUUCGAGAUGUUGAGUUUGUUAUAUUUGAUGAAGUUCAUUAUGUCAACGAUCUGGAGCGAGGAGUUGUUUGGGAAGAAGUCAUCAUCAUGUUGCCAGAGCAUGUUACAUUAAUUCUGCUAUCUGCUACAGUUCCGAACACUUACGAAUUUGCUUCAUGGGUCGGGCGUACUAAAAGAAAGGAUAUUUAUGUCAUUUCCACUCCAAAGAGACCUGUACCUUUAGAGCAUUACAUUUGGGCUGAUAAAGGGAUACACAAGAUUGUGGACGCAAAUAAAAAGUUUAUUGAGAAAGGAUGGAAAGAUGCGAACGAUGCCUUAUCAGGAAGAAAGAAGGAGAAAUCACCGCCUGUCAAUGAUAACUCGAGAGGUGGUGGAAAUAAUGGAAGAGGAAAUGGAGGGGGACGAGGAGGGAGAGGUCAGAACCAAAGUGGAGGGCCACAGAGAGGAGGCGGUGGUGGCCGAGGUGGUCCUCAACAGAGAGGACGUGGAGGACCCCCAAGAGCAAGUCAUAACCCUGGCCAUAUGGGCAGAGGUGGCCGACCUGGUGGUAGAACCUCUGCUGCUCAGGAUAAGACGCUUUGGGUUCACCUUGUUCAGUUCUUGAAGAAGGAAAGCCUGUUACCUGCAUGUAUUUUCGUUUUUUCAAAAAAACGCUGCGAGGAGAACGCGGAUGCUCUCAGCAAUCAGGAUUUCUGUACCGCAACGGAGAAGAGUGCCAUUCAUAUGAUCAUCGAAAAGUCGAUUGCAAGGCUGAAGCCGGAAGAUAGAGUGCUGCCCCAAAUAGUACGACUCCGAGAUUUGCUGGGCCGUGGAAUUGCAGUUCAUCAUGGUGGUAUGCUUCCAAUAGUGAAGGAGGUUGUAGAAAUGCUUUUUGCCCAAACUCUGGUCAAAGUCCUUUUUGCGACGGAAACCUUUGCGAUGGGGCUGAACUUGCCAACUAGAACAGUUGUCUUUUCCGGCUACCGAAAGCACGAUGGUCACUCUUUCCGGAAUCUUCUACCUGGAGAAUAUACUCAAAUGGCCGGUAGAGCUGGUCGUCGAGGUUUGGAUACGGUAGGUUCAGUUAUCAUUGUUGCGCCUGGCGGCGGAGAAGCACCGCCAGUAACGGAGCUUCGUCAAAUGAUCUUGGGAGAGCCAUCUAAGCUUCGAUCUCAAUUUAGAUUGACUUACAACAUGAUACUGAAUCUGCUUCGUGUGGAAGCUUUGAAGAUUGAAGAGAUGAUCAAGCGAAGUUUCAGUGAGCAUGCUACUCAGCAACUUCUACCCGAGCACGAAAAAUCCAUCAAAGUUUCUGAGGCAGACCUGGCAAAACUUAAGCGAGAUAGUUGUGAUAUCUGUGACAAAGAUAUGGAGAUAUGUCACCAAGCUGCUCAAGAUUACCGGCAACUAUCUACUGACUUCUAUCUUGGUUUAUUGGCUACUCCGGUCGGACGUCGAAUGUUUUGCCCGAGACGACUCAUAGUAUACAAUCGUGAAGGCAUACGAACCCCUGGAAUUCUCCUCCGAGAUGGAACCACAGAUGGCACUGCGUCUACGGUUCAUGUGCUGGAGAUCAGAACUCAAAGAGACGCCAGAGAUUCAACAGACAUUCUUCCCUUCCUGCCUAAGUUUCGUAAAAGUUUAACAAAGCUCCCCCAGGCCAAGAAGCACAUUUCGACCAAGACAUAUCAAAUACCUGUUGCCGAUAUCGAAUGUCUAACUCAUACUGUCCUCAAGGGUGUUAUUCCAGACAUGUUUCAUGGGGGUGAGGGCUAUCAAAAAGCCAAGGACCAAUUGCACCGUAUAUGCUCAUCAUGGGAGCGCGACCAAUGGAACGAAUUGGACACGGACAAAAUCAAGAAUUUGGCCCUCCGAGAUAUUCUAGCCAAACGCUGGGAACAGUCGGGGAUUGCUCAAAAAGCCAAAUGCUUGGAGUGCCCGCAAUUCAUCAAGCAUGUGAGUAAUAUAUCUUUGCUGGACUGAACCAUUGCUAAUGACUUUUAGUUUGCCAUGUGUCACGACCAAUGGCUCAUCACAGAGAAUAUCACGCAGUUGAGGCAGCUUAUGUCUGAUCAAAAUCUUCAGCUUCUCCCGGAUUAUGAACAACGACUUCAAGUAUUACGAGAUCUUAGUUUCAUCGACGAAGGAUCAAGGGUUGAACUGAAGGGCAAAGUCGCAUGCGAAAUACACUCUGCUGACGAACUUGUUCUUACCGAGUUGAUUCUCGACAACGUCCUGGCAGCCUACGAACCAGCCGAAAUCGUAGCCCUGCUUUCCGCUUUUGUCUUCCAAGAGAAAACUGAUACCGUACCCAAUUUGACCAGCAAUCUUGAAAAGGGGAUGAAAACCAUCAUCGAGAUCUCUGAGAAGGUCAAUGAGCGACAAACCUACCAUCAAGUCAUCCUAUCUUCCGACGACUUGAACGAUUUCGUCUCUCGGCCUAGGUUCGGCUUGAUGGAGGUUGUCUAUGAAUGGGCUCGUGGCAUGAGCUUCAAGAACAUUACCGACCUGACGGAUGUGCUUGAAGGGACGAUUGUCAGAGUCAUCACCAGACUUGAUGAGACGUGUAGGGAGGUUAAGAACGCGGCGCGAAUUGUUGGCGAUCCGGCGUUGUUUACUAAGAUGCAGACUUGUCAGGAGAUGAUCAAGAGGGAUAUCACGGCUGUGGCGAGUUUGUAUAUGUAGAGAUUGUGUAUGUACUGUACGUAGGUAGGAUAGUGAGAAGUCUUGGCUGGUAGGCAAAAGAUAUGAUAACGUUGUGUUGAUAU